Molecule: messenger RNA, 4956 nt
Organism: Mugil cephalus (flathead mullet)
Lineage: Eukaryota; Metazoa; Chordata; Actinopteri; Mugiliformes; Mugilidae
Gene: tdrd7b
Product: tudor domain containing 7 b
Exons: 20
Coding region: 145-3639 (1164 amino acids)
Biological process (GO): lens morphogenesis in camera-type eye; lens fiber cell differentiation; spermatogenesis
Source: RefSeq, a predicted model, not a curated record
CCAAUCAGGAGGCGGAGGAGAGGCUGCGCUUGGACCGGCUGGCGGACUCACACCCCGGGGACACAGCUCAGCCCUGCACCGGUGACAGCGCUGACAGCGACCGGUCCUGGUCCCGACCUUACCUCCUCGUCCGGUUAGAGCAAGAUGGCCGACGCGGAGCUGGUGAAGAAGAUGCUGCGGGCCGUCCUCCAGGCCAACAAAGGUGGAGUGUCACUGUCGCGGCUGCAGUCCGAGUACAAGGAUCUGACCGGGGAGCAGAUCCCGCACAAGCAGAUGGGGCACAGCCACAUGGACUCUCUGCUGGGAAGCAUGCCCACCGUGGUCCGCAUGGAGCGCAGCCGCUCCGGGGAGGUGGUUUACUUCGCCUCCGGAGCUCACGAGACGGCUCACGUGGCCAAGGUGGUGGCUCGACAGCGGAGCUCCAAGAAGACGGGCCGACCCCACCUGGUCAACACCCAGAUGAGGGUCAAGCCGCUCGCGCCGCUCGUCCUCAACGCCAAACCUCAAACCUCUCUGAGGCAGCCGAACCACCGUGGGCGAGGCGGGGGUCGAGGCGGAGGCGGGGGCGGGGGCGGGGGCCGCGGGGCCGGACAUGGAGACUUCAGACACGCGAGGGACGUAAGGGAUGGACAGCAAGAGGGCAAGACCGGGGGGCAUCCGAAUAAGAUGUCCGGUCAAAACGCACCCAGCAGGAAGGGGAACGCACCUGCAGACAAACCAGACAAGAGAAUGAGCCUCCCGUCACGGUUCCAGAAGGAGGUGCACGCUCACCUCUCCAGAAACUCCCAACAGACUGGUCCGCCCUUGAAUCUGAACGAGAGCUUCGGUUCGGGGAAAGGAAAGCCGUACAACCCUCAGCAGGUCCAGGGUCGCAUCAGGGAGAUCCUAGGGAAGUACAGCAACGGGUUCUGGGUAUCAAAGCUGCCUCAGAUCUACAGAGAACUGUACAAGCAGGACCUGCCCACCGAGGCCAUCAAAGACCUGGAGACCUGGACACACAUAUGCACUGUUGAGAAAACGUGCAGCAGCAACCCAUCAGAGCUGCUCCUCUACCCGGCCAAGGACCAGUCCACCGCGUCGUCCCCUUCACCCACCCUCAACCCAAAUUCCCCUGCCGCCUCUGUCCCGACGUCAAACAGCUCCCCGGACAAACCCUUGCAGUCCCCCGUCCAGCAGAGGCCCCCCAGCGCCCCUCCGACCCGCUCCGGUUCUCAGUCUCCUCAGUCCCCAGCGUCGUCCUCGGCCUCGCCCAGCCCCCCCUCGUCCCCUGCGUCCCUCAGCCCCGACCUGAAGCAGAAGCUGGAGGAGCUGCUGCUGAAGUACUCCCACGGACUCUGGGCCCACGCGUUGCCCAAGCUCUUCCAGGACACCUACAAAAGAAAAUUGCCUGGACAUGUCCUGGAGAACCUGGAGCUCCUCUCUGACAUCUGCACCAUCGACUACCCGAUGCCUGACAACCCCAAGAGGGCCAUCCUCUACAGGCGGAGCAGCACGGGGGGCGGCGGAGAGGACGAAAACUGCAACAGGAAGAACUCCUCGGCCAGCGAGGAGGAGCUGAGGGUGAGGAAGGAGCUGGGGAGGAGGCUCAGUAACCAGGCAGUGCCUUCUCUGCAGAUCCCUAAAGAGGAGUACCCCUCUGUGCUGGUGGUGGAGGCCAACAACACCAACGGAGUUAUACUUAGGUACAUUGGUGAGGGUUACUCUCAGGCCCAGGAGUCCAUGGAGGAUGAAAUGAGGGAGUUUUACGGCCUGGACCAAAGCGGCCCGGCCCCCGUGUCGUCUCUGUCCUCGGGUCAACUGGUCGCAGUCCGAGCUGAGGAGGAGGAGGAGAUUCUGAGAGCGCAAGUCUGUGAGGUCAUGACCGACAAGGUUAAGGUCCACUACGUGGAUCACGGUUUCUCAGAAGUGGUCGGCAAAGCCAAAGUGUUCGAGCUGCACGAGAAGUUCUUCAAACUGCCUUUCCAGGCGACAAAGUGCAAACUGGCAGGCCUGGAGCCGUUCUGCCAGGAGCCUGCGGUGCUGAAGAAGUUUGAGUCGAUGGCGAGCGGGAGGAUCCUACUGGCAGAGAUCUUAGAGAGGGCCCAGACGCCUCUGGUCGUCCUGUACGACACGUCACAGGACGACGACGUGAACAUCAACGCCACCUGCAUGAAAGCGCUGCAGGACAAGACACUAGCCAGUCCGUUACAGGUCAACAGUGCUUAUAUGAAUGUGACUGUGAGCAGCGUUUGCUCGGAUGGAACUAUCUACUGCCAGCUUCCCUCCAGAGGUCUUGCCAAGCUGAAUGAGAUCCUGGAGAAUAUAGAGACGUACUUCCACUCACAGGUAACAUCGGAGUUCCUGGUAUCCAGACCCUUCUGUGGAAAAAGAUGUCUGGCCCGCUACAAAGGCAAAUGGUCCCGCGUGGAGAUCACAAACCUGCAUGGCAGCAGAGUGCUGGACAUCCUUUUCAUCGACGUUGGGGUUCAGGCUUCUGUUGAGGUGUUCGAGCUGAGGGAGAUCCCGCCGCCGUUCCUCCGCGACCUCAUGGCCAUCCCACCGCAGGCUGUGAAGUGCUGUCUGGCAGACCUGGCCGUCAGCGUCGGAUCCUGGAGUCCAGAUGCUGUUCAGUGGCUACGAGAGAAAGUACUUAACAUCACAGACUGCAGCAUGAAGGUUGCCAAGGUGGAUGAAACCAAGCACUGCGUCUACGUCUACUUGUUCACUGACAAGAACUUCCACGACCCGGCCCGCAGCCUCAACCAUCAGAUGGCCCAGUCCGACUUGUUCAAGCAGCAGCCAGACGUGUUCCUGACGAGCCACAGCCCUGCAAAGAUGUCCACAUCCACUCUGUCCUCCAAGACCUCCAGCGCCAGCGACUCCACCAACGGUAGCCCGACUUCAACUUCUGUCCCAGCCAAGCCUCAUCUCAGGAGGGUUCUGUCAGGGCCGAGAGGAGGUGGAGGAGGAGGAGGAGGAGGAGGAGGAGGAGGUGGAGGAGGAGGAAACGCAACCACCAACAACCCACCAGAGACACCUUUAUCCCCUUCGUCUUCUUUCCAGCUGCCAUCACUGCUGGAUCUCCCCCAAACAGGUAACUACCUAGACGUCUAUGUGUCAGUGGCUUGCCAUCCCGGCCACUUUGUGCUGCAGCCCUGGAGAGAUAUGUAUAAACUGGUGGUGCUGAUGGGAGAGAUGAUCCUCUACUACAACAAAACUGAGGAGAAAUCUCUGGACGUAGAGAAGAACCAGAUAUAUGCAGCCAAAGUGGAGAACAACUGGUACCGUGUGUUGGUGAAGGGCGUCCUGACCAACGGGCUGGUGUCUGUGUACGAGCUGGACUACGGUAAACACGAGCUGGUCAGCUGCACCCAGCUCAGACCUCUGAUCAAGGAGUUCAGACAGCUGCCGUUCCAGGGAAUCACUGCUCAGCUGGCCGGAGUGAAGCCGAGACAGUGGUCGGAGGAGGCUUCCAUCGUUUUCAGGAACCACGUGGAGAAGAAACCUCUGGUGGCCCAGCUGGAGGCCGUGCAGGAAGCCGCUAACCCGUGGGAGAGGAAGCUGACCGUCUUCCUGGUUGACACCUCGCAGGAAGAGAAAGACAUCUGGGUGCAUGACAUCAUGGCCGAGUUCGCCGACGAGCCGACCAACGAGAUGUAGAGGACAGACUGGUCUAAGAAGAGAUUAAAGAAGCUGACGCUUUCAUCUUCCUCUAUCUACCAUUUACUGAAAGCAGAAGAAGAAAGGAAAGAGGAGAAGAAGAAGGGUUGUUGAGAGGUUUGGUAGCAUGCAGAGACUGACAUAAAGACGUGAACGUCUUAUAGCCACUGUUGUGUUUACAUUGAAGGACAUUGUGACGUGACUUGAGUUACUGCGGUGUGACCAUUAGUCCAGAGUACAAAACACUGUCCACACAAGUCUGGUAACGCUGUGAAACCGAUGCAACGUAUUCGACAUGGGCUUUAAUCUGAAGCGGCAUCCUAAAGUAGCGCCACAUGUGCAUUUAGCUUUAGUGUGUGCCAGCCUGGGAAAUCCUGAAUGUGAGCAGAUAAAACUAAGCAAAAUAAAACUUCUCACACACUACGAACACUUACACGCGCUCGUCUACGAAAGCUGCUUUUCGGGAGGGUGUUUCCUCAUUGUCGCAACGUUUACAAAGAAAAAAAAAUAAUCGAUAUUACCACGGGAGGAGGAGAAACGUGCUGUGAGUCGGGGGACGUGGACAGACCAGUCAAAUGUGUGAUGGAUUUACAGAAACUCAAAGACGAGACGAGCAUUUCGUCUGCUGCAGCUUUUUUUUUUUUUUGACAAAGACAUAUGACUAUGAGUGUUAGUCAUACAUGUCUUUUCUUUGUUCAUCAGCUGUUGAUAGUGAUACAUCCCGGCGUUUGCAUGUGUCGUUAAUGGUUUUCCUCUGAAUCGAAGGGAAAGGCCUCAAAGUCACGUCAUGAGCAAAAUAAAUGUGACAUUUCCCGGCGUGUUCUCUCUGAAGGACAAACAUCCGACAGACAAAUGCACGAGUUAAAACUCAGAUCCUGUGAUGUUGAUGUCUCAUCCCUCUCAAAUAUGAAACACUGACAUGACUAGAUGUGACUAUUGGAUACUUCCUCCUCAUUAGUUUGAUGUUAUUAGAAUAACACGCAGAUUCUAGUUACCAGUAGUGUUACGCUUGUUGACUUUCAAAUAGGAGAUAUAAGUUCUGCUUCUGGCUGGCGUUGGUAGCACCAUUAAAUGUUGGCCCUGAUGUGGGAGCUUUCUUUUGUUUUUUUUUGUUUUUUUCUUUUGGCGCAAAUGCUUUUCCACUUCUAAAGACGAGUAGACAAAGCUCAAAGCUGCAUCGUUGUUGUUAACAAUUGACAGAUGACGUUAUUUUAUUUAUAUUUAACUUAUAUUCUCUAGAUAAUGUUAGACAGAGUAACAUUGACCUGGGAAUAAUAAAUGAUAUGUUUUUGGAAUAAAGUCUGUUUGAAAAGGAAA